AUGUUGGCUAAAGGAGCUGCGGUAAAGUAUAGCGAAGAGAUGAGAUACGACCUAAAUUGUGAAGAAUACAAAUUUCGCCAACCUUUAGUUCAGGACAAGCGACAGAUAUCGGAAACCGAACUGAUGGAGUUUCACGAACCCCGUGUGAAAGAAUUAUUGGAGUCUAGUGUCGACCUGUUGACAUUCGAGUCUAUACUUAAUUGGAAGGAGGUUCAGGUUAUACUGAAUUUGUUAAAGAAAUAUCCACAAACUCGCGCUAUGAUCUCGCUUUUAUGUUCGUUGGAUAAAAAACUGAAACAGGACGGCUAUAAAUUUGUACAUGUAGCUGAGAGAUGUUACAAUACCUUGCCCAACCAAAUCAUUGCGAUCGGUGCCGAAUGCAUUGCGUCGGAAAUAAUAUCUCCGCUUAUGCGAUUCAUCAAACUCUCUAGGAAUCCUCAGAUUCCGUUUAUGUUAUAUGCUGACAAAUCUCAUUUAUUUAAUGAGGGAAAUACUGUUGAAUUUUGA
Molecule: messenger RNA, 507 nt
Organism: Dinoponera quadriceps
Lineage: Eukaryota; Metazoa; Arthropoda; Insecta; Hymenoptera; Formicidae
Product: homocysteine S-methyltransferase YbgG-like
Exons: 2
Coding region: 1-507 (168 amino acids)
Biological process (GO): S-methylmethionine cycle
Molecular function (GO): S-adenosylmethionine-homocysteine S-methyltransferase activity
Source: RefSeq, a predicted model, not a curated record